This is a messenger RNA of Esox lucius (northern pike), 577 nucleotides long. It is a transcript of the gene snrpe, whose product is annotated as small nuclear ribonucleoprotein polypeptide E. Gene Ontology annotation, biological process: spliceosomal snRNP assembly; mRNA splicing, via spliceosome. Gene Ontology annotation, molecular function: RNA binding. NCBI's taxonomy places the organism in Eukaryota, Metazoa, Chordata, Actinopteri, Esociformes, Esocidae. Gene Ontology annotation, cellular component: U4/U6 x U5 tri-snRNP complex; U4 snRNP; U1 snRNP. The record is from RefSeq and is marked provisional.
GCGCCAUUGUAGAGAACCACACAACGUGAAGAUUUCGAUAUCGGCCUGCGAGUGCAUAUGUCUGGCGAAUAAAACAUUUUAGGCAACACGGCGUAAACCCACAAGGAGAAUGGCGUACAGGGGACAAGGACAGAAGGUCCAGAAGGUUAUGGUGCAGCCAAUUAACCUUAUUUUCAGAUAUCUACAGAAUCGCUCUCGUAUCCAGGUGUGGCUUUAUGAACAGGUGAACAUGAGGAUAGAGGGCUGCAUCAUUGGCUUUGAUGAGUACAUGAAUCUGGUUUUGGAUGAUGCUGAGGAGGUCCACAUGAAGACCAAGAACAGGAAGCCUUUGGGGAGGAUCAUGCUGAAAGGAGAUAACAUCACCCUUCUUCAGAGCGUAGCCACCUAACUCAGUCCAUCAGGACAAAGGCUAACAGAUGCGGUUUAGGAUUUGAGGAUCUAGUGAUUAUUUUUUUUUUCUCCACUUAUUUUUUCUGUUUUGUGCAUACAACAUUGCAGCUCAAUAGUGUUUGUGUAGGGUAAUAUACCUUAGAAUUUUUUACCAACUUCCUCUGAAAUAAAUUACGUUUUGUUUCGU